CAAGUGAAAUAAUAGGCACUUGCGGAAAGCUGGCUGAUGAGCCAUGGCUGCGGCACGGAAGCGCUUGCAAGAACUCUUCGAAAAAUACGACACUUCAGGAGAUGGUGUCAUGUCAGAAGAUGAAAUGACGAUUCUUUUGUCUCGAGUGCUUGGUAUUCCGGAGGGGCGUGCUCAAGAUUGGUUUCAGCAGGCUGAUGGGAAUCGAGAUGGCGUGGUCCAUACCCAUGAGUUCAUUCAAUGGCUCACUACAAAUCCGCCCAUGUGGAAGGAACAUGUAGCCGUGGCAGAUGGAAAGAAGACUGUAGAGGUGAAUUUCGUGAACACAUCUGGGGCAGUCGGCCAGGUAUUCACCCUACAGUUUGUAAACUGCGAAAAUGUGAGCUUCCCGAAGGGAAAUCCUGCUGAAGUGGUGGUGCAACCAGGCGAGACAAAGAGCAUGACACUUUUGCACCUCACUGAGCCCUACAAGUAUCGUUUGCAAGUGUCCUAUCGCAGCGAUGCAAGUGGCAUUGAAGAUGAUCCCAACGCUUUCAAAGAUGCAAGCUUCCUGCAUGACAACUCCAGCAUCGUUGAUCCCAACCGCACCCUGAACCUGGGCAACACGGAGUUUUGGAUGCGCGCCAGGAUGCUGGGUGAUCCGGGCUCAGCUGUGCUGUUUGACCGCGUGCGACCGUAUGAAGUGCAGCAAGGAAGUGUUGGAGAUUGCUGGCUGAUGUGUGCCUUGGGCUCAUUGGCUGCACAUCCAAACAAGUUGAAGAGCCUCUUUGAUGGCAGGCACCUGUCGCAUGAUGGCAAGUACAAGGUAUGGCUGUACGACCUCUUUGAAAAAAAGUGGUGCCAGGUUGAAGUGGAUGAGUUCUUGCCCUGCACCGUGACAGAUGGAAGACCUUGUCCCACCUUUGCACGGCCCUUGGGCAACGAACUCUGGGUCAUGCUGCUGGAAAAGGCCUUGGCCAAGUUCUGCGGUAGCUAUGGGGCUCUAAAUUCUGGCUACCCUGGCUGGGCAUUCCAGGUCCUCACAGGAAAGUCCGAUCUCAUCUUUUUCUUGAACGAGGGCAAGCACUGGCGCAAAUGCGCAGUCAAAAAACCUGACAGCAAAGAAGAUGCAAGGAACCCUCGAAGCAUGCGAAUGGUGUAUUGUGGCUGGGGAAGCAGAUAUAAUACGGAAGACUUGUUCAAGUUUCUCAAGACUCACAUCGAAGACAAACAUGUUUUGGCUUGUUCCAUUGAUCGCAAAGACUUGGGGGUGGAGGCGCGGUUGAAGAAUGGGCUCGUGGUACACCACGCCUACGCCUUGCUCCAGGUGACUUCGGAGAAGAUGGACAACGGACAGCCAUUGAGAUUGGUCCAGUUGGCCAAUCCUUGGGGAAGCGGAGAAUGGAAAGGUGACUGGGCAGACUACAACAUCUUCAACAAAGGCCUUGCUUCGGGCAAGUGGGCAGAGAACCCAGAGCUCUCCAAGCGCAUUGGAGUUGUUCGACGUGAUGAAGGUUCAUUCUGGAUGUCAUAUGAGGACUGGGAGGCGAAUUUCACGAAAGUGACGCUGUGCCCAGUGGGAGGCAAGCCUGUUCCUCCGGGAGAGGCAAGUGAUGAGCAUGUUGACUCAGGGGAACCAACCGGUUUCUUCUCCAGUUUGUUUGGGUGGUAGAUGGUACCUUUGCCUUGAGGCCACCCUUAAAGAAGAUGGCCAGAGAUUCUUAGAGUCGGUUUUGCCAGUUGUGACUGCCCAUGGUGGCAGCUGGGCAUUGUUUGGGCUUGCAAAGCAAGCUCGAUGUUCAGCAAUGCAUUUAGGGAAAUGGAAGCAGCUGCC
Messenger RNA from Cladocopium goreaui, 1810 nucleotides. NCBI's taxonomy places the organism in Eukaryota, Dinophyceae, Suessiales, Symbiodiniaceae. The record is from the annotation of a GenBank genome assembly.